AUCACUCAAGAUGGCCGCCUCCAUCAAGAUGACCGGGGUGUGCCGGGGGGAAAGGGGCAGCAAGAUAGUCUGAGACGGUCUAGCGUCGGACCAUGUGGAAGUUUCUGGGACUAGGGUGCCUGAUGAUGGGGGGUGGGGUCCGUGGGGGGUAGAGGGAGCAAUAGCGUCCUUUCCCAGGCUAACCCCGGCCCCUCCCCCUCCUCUGGGAUGAAAUGGGGAACACAUUGGGCCUGGCACCCAUGGGGGCUUUUCCCCGCCGAAGCCCCCGUCGAGAGGAACCUCUGCCCAAUCCUGGGAGCUUCGAUGAGCUGCACCGGUUAUGCAAAGAUGUAUUUCCAGCACAGAUGGAGGGAGUGAAGCUCGUUGUCAACAAGGUUCUGAGCAGCCAUUUCCAGGUGGCUCACACUGUGCAUAUGAGUGCCCUGGGCUUGCCAGGCUAUCACCUCCAUGCUGUCUAUGCGGGAGACUGUCAGCUUAGUCCCAGUGAGACGCAGCAGGCCAAAUUUCUGACUUGGCAGUUUGAUGGCGAGUAUCGGGGGGACGACUACACAGCCACUCUGACCCUAGGGAAUCCUGACCUGAUUGGAGAAUCUGUGAUCAUGGUCGCUCACUUCCUGCAGAGCCUCACGCAUCGGCUGGUGCUGGGGGGAGAGCUAGUUUACCACCGGCGGCCAGGCGAAGAGGGGGCCAUUUUGACACUGGCUGGGAAGUACUCGGCUGUGCACUGGGAAGCUACAUUGAAUGUGGGGUCAGGCGGGGCCCAUGCAAGUUAUUACCACAGAGCAAACGAACAGGUUCAGGUUGGAGUGGAAUUUGAGGCAAACACAAGGCUACAGGACACAACCUUCUCCUUUGGUUACCACCUUACUCUGCCCCAGGCCAACAUGGUAUUUAGAGGCUUGGUAGAUAGUAACUGGUGUGUGGGUGCUGUGCUGGAGAAGAAGAUGCCCCCCUUGCCCGUCACUCUAGCCCUCGGAGCAUUCCUCAAUCACUGGCGCAACAGAUUCCAUUGUGGCUUCAGCAUCACUGUGGGCUGAGGUUGUCCCUGAGCCCCCAGAGCAGCUGGAACCUCUGAGUCAAGUGCCCUAGGGCCAGAGACUAGGCCCUCUUCCAGAGCCCACCUUGCUGGGUGGCCUCUAAAUCCUAGGAGCAGAGUGGAGACAGAACCAUUCCCUCCUCAGAACUGGAGCUGUCACA
Orycteropus afer afer is the source of this 1197-nucleotide messenger RNA. Lineage: Eukaryota; Metazoa; Chordata; Mammalia; Tubulidentata; Orycteropodidae. The record is from RefSeq and is a predicted model, not a curated record.